This is a messenger RNA of Owenia fusiformis, 2601 nucleotides long. NCBI's taxonomy places the organism in Eukaryota, Metazoa, Annelida, Polychaeta, Sabellida, Oweniidae. The record is from the annotation of a GenBank genome assembly.
CAGAUUUAUUUCAGUUGAUACAACAAUACAUAUUUCUGCCAAAAGUGAUUAAUUGUUUUGUUAUUUCUGAGUCCUGAGACAGUAUGUCUCAUGAGCUAAAAGUUUAUUUGUCUGUUGGCAAUUCCAGACUUUCACACUUAUAAGGAAAAGUGUUUCACAAGCUUACCCCAGGAAGUUUAACUAUGACUAGUACAAACAAGACAAGUUGUCUGAAAAUUACUUUCUUAUGACUUUCAAAUUAAGGAUAAUUCUAAACACAAAGCUGGUAGUUGGUAAUUAAUUGUGGCACACAUCAACAAUGGAACAUGCAUUUAGAUUGAUCAUAAUAAUAACCUGUCUGAGAUACAUGGAUGGUCUGUUAUGUCCAACUGGAUAUAGAUUAUCCAGAGAAACACUAGUUGUGGAUUCUGUGAACUUGACAUGGUCUGAGGCUGCAAUGGAAUGUAGCAGUAGAAAUGGAACGAUCAUCAAAGUGAUGGACAAUAAGUCUAAGCAGAUUGUUAAAGAUACAAUGGAGAAAUACUCACUGGGCAAGGCCUGGGUGGGAUAUACUGGAGAUAUUGAGAAAAUGUUCGAUCAAGAUACAAGAGAACCUUACUUCAUCAUGAAGAAUGUCUUAGAUAAACAGUUUUAUGCUUCUUCAUAUAAACAAUAUGCAAAACGUGCUAAAAUUGAUAGUAAAAGUGCAUGGACACCUCAACACAUAAGACUUUGUCAAUGGGUCCAGAUUGAUCUCAAGAAAACAAUGUGUAUUCAUGGUAUUGUUACAAAAGGACGAAAAGAUGCAUCUCAGUGGACAAAGGUUUACAAACUACAUUACAGAAAAGAUACUGACACAAACUUCCUUACACUUCAAAAUGAUGGAAGAGAAGAACUGAUUGCUAAUACAGACAGCAAUACACCGGUUUAUAGAAAUUUCACAAAGCCAUUCAAUGCACAGAUCAUACGUCUAUACCCACAAAAAUGGGAAAAAGCUGGAGCAGUAAGAUUUGACCUCUUGGUAUCAGAUAAUAGUUGCCCAACUGACUUUACUUGUGGAAAAUGUCCAGCUAUUGUGACCACAACUACAGGCAAUGUGACAAUCCAAUAUGAGUCAUGCUGCUCCAAAUUACCAUACAUCUGUGAGACAGAGACAUGUGACCAAGACAAGAAAGAAUCUUCGACUGCUGCAACUGUCACUAGUGAUAACAAUCCAGGUGCCAGAAAUGGAAUCCAUUCUCCUUCAAAUUCUAUCACAACUGGACUCAUCAUUGGAUUAGUUUUCUUCAUUAUUGUCUCAGUUAUCCUACUGAUUCUGCUAAUCUUUUUAAAUCGUAACUUCAGAAACCUGGCAAACACAGCAAAACCAAAGGACACUGAUAAUCAUGAAAGAGAAAUAAAAAAGCAAAGUGUGGCAAUGGUUACUCCAAACUUACACCUGAAGACUGGACAGGUGAAGGAUUUAUAUUCUCAAGUUGAUGUUAAAACAAAAUGUCCAAAAUCAGGGAUGAUUUAUACAAAUACAGAAACAUACGAUACCAUAUUUGAUACUACACAAGAUGCUAAAGAUAAAGCUACAUAUGAAGAUGUAGCAACAGAUGAUAUAACAGAUACUGAACUGUAUCAUACUCCAACAGACGUGGAUGUGAACAGUGUUGAGCAGAAAGAGGAUCAUAUUGAAAUUCCAGAUGGAAUUGAAAUGUUUAAUAAUGAACUAUAUUCAGAUGCUUAGGUACAAGUGUCUUAAUUUUUAGCAGUCCGUGUCAUUUCUCUAGAUUUUAACCUACAAAGUGUACAUAUAUCUACUAUUUCUCAAUAACAUGUGUUUUGGACAAGUUUACAAGAAACAAGAGAAAGGCAAAUUUUAUGAGUACACUUGACAGCAGAUUCUUAAGAAUGUAUUACAACAGUUCAGCAUUUAUUUUUCUAAGCAUCACAUUUAUAUCUUUGCAGCUUUUAUGCUUUAUCCCUUUAACAUAUGUCAGGAUCCUCAAAAUAAACAUUUACUGUUAUUAUUUCCUUUCCCAUUCUGAUUUAUCAGUCUCAAUGUUCCUUUCCAUGUUUAACCAGAAUUCCAGGAGCAGAACUAUGACAUUUUCACUCUGUUUUGUAAGAUGUAGGCAUUUUUAUUUGCUAUAUAAACCAGUUUCAGUAUCUCUGAUCUUUAGUUCUACCUGUCAUUUAGCCGAUUAAAACACACAUCAUAUUGUAAAGCUUAAGAGAAUGUUCCUUUCUGAAUGAUUUAUGAAUAUUUUUGAUAGGUCAACAAAUAUUUAAGAUAUAGUUCUCUUGUAUUAAUUGCCUAGAUAAAUGAACAAACAUUUGGCAAGAUUUAUAAAUCAAAUGUUUUCUGAUUGUACUUGAAUAACCAAUGUGUGAAAUGAUAUCUGUAACAAUAUGGCAUAUACUUGUGCCAUACCAUGAAUAUCCUUCCCUACAAGAGUACCCCUCCCCUUUUUGUUAGUUAAUAUUAUAUGGUAUAUUCUACAUAUAUCAAAAUAUAUUGUACAAAUGUCCAUUUUUUCUAUAAAACCCUUUAGGGGUUAUUCAAAAUAUAUAUUGUCAUCAGCAUGUCAUAUUCUUAUCUAUCUGUGUUUUGCACAACCAGAGAAUAAAGCCAGU